AUGUCGUCCACCAACCCCCUCACCAUACAGAAGCAACGGGCCGGCUCAGGCUCUCCCGGAAAAUCCACACUAUAUCUCAUCCACGACGGCAGCGGAACUGUUGCUAACUACACCAAGCUGGAAAAGCUUGAAUACGAUGUCUACGGAAUCCAAGAUCCUAAGUUUAUGACAUCGCAGCCAUGGACUGGCGGCAUUGUCGAGAUGGCCAGACACUACGCCUCGCUAAUUCAAAAGACUACGCCCUGUGGUAGAAUCGUUCUAGGAGGAUGGUCAUUUGGCGGCUUGGUAGCAGUCCAGGUGGCAUACGAACUGCGGAACCACCAGACGCUGGAGGUCCAGGGUCUCAUUCUCAUGGAGGUGAUCUAUCCGUCCGUCGGACAAGCUGAGGACGACGGAAGUGCUUGGCCAGGCCUCAGCGCUAUCCGCAGCUUCGCAGUUCGAGACCGAGUCACCAAGUCCGUCAAGCAAAGUGGAUCCAUGAUGAAUGCUUGGAAGCCCCCGCGCUGGGACCUGGCGGCUGAUUCAGGAUCCCAGGAAGGCAAGAUACCGGCGGUCGUCCUACUCAGGGCGAAAGGACAGGAAGUUUCCGAGAACCCGCACGCCUUGCGAUUCAACGCCCUAAGAAAGCAGCGGUUUCUGGGAUGGGAGGACUACCGAAGCGACUUCGUCACGAAGCUGUUCGAUAUUGAAGGGUCGCAUUUGACCCUAUUCGAAAAAGAGCACAUCCCGUCCCUGACUGCAACCAUGAAAGUUGCUCUCGAGUUCUUGGAGUCGCGAUGA
Messenger RNA from Diaporthe citri, 780 nucleotides. RefSeq lists its product as uncharacterized. Gene Ontology annotation, biological process: biosynthetic process. The record is from RefSeq and is a predicted model, not a curated record. NCBI's taxonomy places the organism in Eukaryota, Fungi, Ascomycota, Sordariomycetes, Diaporthales, Diaporthaceae. The transcript is spliced from 4 exons. The coding region runs from base 1 to 780 and encodes 259 amino acids.